This is a messenger RNA of Folsomia candida, 4209 nucleotides long. RefSeq lists its product as uncharacterized. The transcript is spliced from 2 exons. The coding region runs from base 1 to 4209 and encodes 1402 amino acids. The record is from RefSeq and is a predicted model, not a curated record. Gene Ontology annotation, molecular function: nucleic acid binding; zinc ion binding. NCBI's taxonomy places the organism in Eukaryota, Metazoa, Arthropoda, Collembola, Entomobryomorpha, Isotomidae.
AUGGAAAUCGCACGUGAAGAAUUGGAGAAGCAGCAGCCGGACCAGGCAAUUCUCACUCGUAAGCUACAAACUAUUCAGCAGUUAACAGAAGAGGCAGAGCACUACGCAGGUCAAGUUCUCGACCACUACGUACUGAAUAAUAUGGAAGACAAGUUUCGACAGAGUAGAAAGAAGUGGCGAGAAAUAAAUGAAAAUUCAGUGGAGAUGAUCUUGCGAAUCAAGACGGCGAUCUCAAUUCCUAGUCGACCAGGAUCGCCAACCGGAAGUGCUAAUAGUUUAACUUCGAGUGGAGGUGAAAGAAAAAUAAAGUUGCCCAAAUGUAAUUUACAAAAGUUCGACGGGAAGAUGAGAAGUUGGCUGGGAUGGUGGGCACAUUAUGAACAGAUUCAUAACGACCAGUCAUUAUCAGUUCCCGACAAAUUCCGCUCCCUGGUUCAGUCCAUGGAAAGUGGAACGGAAGCAGCAGAAAUCGUAGCAAGUUUCCCGAAACUUCCCGAAAAUUAUCCGAAAGCGGUCAACAUGCUAACACAAAAAUAUGGAAAGAAGGACAUGCUGGUGGCCAUGUACAUGACGGAUUUGGCAGAGCUGCUGUUCAAUCAGGACAAGAGGUCGAUUUCAAAAUUCUUUAUGGCGCUCCAAACUCAAUUACAGAAUUUGGAGUCAAUCGGAGUCAAGUCGGAGGAGGCGUCGCAAUAUCUUCUCCCCAUGAUCGUGAAAAGUUUGCCAAAGGAGACACUCACAACGUGGUUCCGUUCUCCUCUCUCAAAAUUGGAUGGGUCAAUUCUCGUUCCACCAAAAUCAAAACUAGAAUGUUUGCUCGAGUUUUUGAGUGACGAAGUAGAAAGUGAAUGGAAGAUUGAGAUGGCAAGUGGGGAAAAGGAGAAAAAGAAAAGCGGGCAACGUCAUUCUCCAAAGAAAGCAAGUCAAAAGGAUGAAAUCGCGACAGCAGCUGGACUCAUCUCCGCAAAUCAGGCGUCAAGUUCGUGUAUUUUUUGUGGUAAAGGUCAUCUCAGCAAUUUGUGUUAUGCGGCUCAGAAGAUGAACUAUAAGGAGAAAGAAAGUCGGAUUCGGGAGAAGAAAGUUUGUUUUUCAUGCUUCAAAUUUGGACAUCGAGCUGCAGCGUGUAAAGCCAAAAUUCAGUGCGGAAUUUGUAACAAGCAUCAUUAUAGUCUCAUGUGCUACCAUCAUCCUUCUAAUAAGAAUAUGGAAGUGAAUAGUGCAAUGAAGGAUGAGGGCCAUGAACAAUUUGGAGGACUGCAAAGCGGGUCGUCGAGCGCCAUGGCGAGUCAAGAAUGUUCGGGCACCGUACUCUCGCGACCUUUGCUAGUUCGACUCUACGACAACCGUGGCGGAUACAGAGUAGCAAGAUUGCUCUUCGACGGAGGAGCUCAUCGCACGGUCGUCCGGAAAGAUACAGUGAAAAGGUUGGGGUUGGGAUCAAUUGGGGCAUUCAAACAGUCAAAGAUGGUCUACAGAGGAGGAGUUACAAAGGAAUUGCUCCACCACAACUACCAACUCAAAAUUGGAGAUUUGAGUGGACGCCACAUCCGUACCCUCGUCGCACAUGAUGAAGAGGAAAUUGUGGGAUUUAUUCCGCGCAUACCGCGAGGGGAAUGGAUGCAACAACUCGCACAGAAGCAGAUUUCAAUCCCGGAUUUCCACUCCAGCAAUCCAGAAAUAGAAGUUUUGGUCGGAAAUGAUUAUGAAGGAAUGAUGAUGACCGGCCGCAUUGAAUCUCUUGAGUGUGGAGUCACCGCCAUUCAGUAUGUCUGGGGGUGGGCGUUAUCCGGGAGAAGACCAGUGGGGGUAAAUACAGCAGCAGUGUCACUCUCCCUUGUCUCAUGUCAAGCGUCCAUCACGUCACUUUGGAGUCUCGAGAGUUUAGGGAUCACAGAUCCAGCCGAAGUGAAGAGCAAAACGGAAAGAGAAGAGGACACUUUGAGAAAAUUCGGAGAAAGUGUGACACAAAAGGCGGACGGUCGUUUCUCAGUUCGUCUUCCGUGGAUAGUGGAGAACCCUCAAAUUCCGGACAACCGAUUUAUAGCAGAGAAGAGGCUGUUGUCCGGAACGAAGAAAUUAUUAGAAAAGAACAAGAUCAGAGAAUACGGAGCACUGUUCAAGCAAUGGGUGGAGGAAGGAUUUAUCGAGGAGGUCAGCACUCAAGACGACGUAGGCAAGAAAAUAGGAGUGCAUUAUCUUCCCCACCAUCCAGUUUUCAAACCGCAGAGCUUGACCACCCCCGUACGCCCAGUUUUCGACGCCUCAUGCAAAACUGGACGAAACCCAUCACUCAACGACUGUCUCGAGAAAGGGCCCAACCUACUCGAGCUCAUCCCCUCCCUCAUUUUGCGCUUCCGGGAAAAGAAGAUUGGAGUCAUGGCCGACAUCCGGAAGGCUUUUCAGAUGCUCGAGGUGGAUCCAGUGGACAGAAAUUAUUUGAGAUUUCUGUGGUGGGAGGAUGACGAGAAGAGGACAGAAAUCAAGCUCUUCCGUCAUUGUAGAGUUGUCUUCGGAGUCAAUAGUAGUCCAUUUCUCUUGGGUGCUGUCAUCGGGACACAUCUCAAGACCACCGUUCCAGAGUAUCAAGAAGUAGCGAAGAAAGUGGCGAAAUCUCUCUACGUGGACAAUCUCGUCACGUCAGUGGACACGGUGGGAGAAUUAGAAGAAUUGAGGAGCAAGUCAGUCCAACUUCUCGCAGCAGCGAAGAUGGAGCUCCGCCAGUGGGAGUGUAGUGAGUGCCAAACUGGACCUGGCAGCGACUACAUCUCUCACUCGGUAACGAGCGUCCUGGGGAUGAAGUGGGACAAGAAGGAGGACUAUUUGUUUGUGAGUAUUCCGAAGAAUGAGCUCCCAGCAGUGAUCACAAGAAGGACACUCUUGUCGCACACACAGAGUGUUUUCGACCCGAUGGGAUAUUUGAGCCCUGCCACAAUCAUCCCGAAGAUAUUGUUACAAGAAUCGUGGAAAGCUAGCAAAUCUUGGGAUGAACAUUUGGAUGAGAAGAUUGAGAAAGAGUUUAGAGAGUGGUGGGGGCAGAUCGGAUCAAUGGAGAAAGUGCAUAUCCCACGUAACAUCAGAGUGGACGACGGUGGGAGCAUAAGGUGUCAUUUAUUACAAGGAAAGUCAAGAGUAACUCCAAUUCGACCAACCACCACAAUUCCAAGACUGGAGUUAAUGGGAUGCGUCAUCUUAGCAAGAUUGAUGUCGACAGUCGUGGUGGCGAUGUCAUUACAGUCCGUAGAGAAGUAUUUUUGGAGUGAUUCAACCACUGCCCUGGCAUGGGUGAAACGGAACAAGGAGUGGGGGACCUUUGUGGGAAAUCGUGUAAAAGAAAUCUGCAAAUUGUCAUCCCCAAACGAGUGGUCACACAUAGCCGGCCCACUCAACCCAGCGGACCUUCCAUCGAGGGGUUGUUCCCCAACCAAAUUAGUAGACAGUCGAUGGUGGGAGGGACCCGAGUGGUUGUCAAGACCUCAAGAAGAAUGGCCGGUCAGUGAGGAAGUUGCAAGCGACGAGGCGGUAGAAAAGGAGAAGAAGAUUGGCGUCUCACUUGUGUCAGUGGAGGCAACAAUUCCAUGGUACGCAAGGAGAUACUCACUCGCCUCCCGUAACAUACGGCUAGUGGCCUGGAUCCUACGAUUUGUGUCAAGAUGCAAACGAGCUACAAAAGAGGCGGGUAAUCUCUCACAAAAAGAAUUAUGGAAAGCAGAGAAAGUUGUGAUGAGUAUGAUCCAGUCAGAAGUAUUUAGUAAAGAAGAGUGGAAGAAUAAAGCUCAACUCAAAAUCAAGAGAUCCGAGGAUGGACUACUGGUCGUCGAGACAAAGUUAGUAAAUAGUGAAGAAAUGAGUUUGUACAAAUUCCCAAUACUGCUCCCCCAUUCGCACGAGUUUGUGGCUCAGCUAAUUAGAGAAGAACACUUACGCCACGCACACGGAGGGAUUCAGUUUCUCAUGGGAAAAUUGAGAGAGAAAUAUUGGAUCAUUCAGUCUCGUCGGGCCAUCAGGAAGAUUGUGAAUAGAUGCGUGAAGUGCAGGAGGUUUGCUGCAAAAAGUCAAGACGUUGAGUCAGCACCACUUCCGAGGAAUCGUAUUCUGGACGCCGUCGACCACAUUAUUAUUUUCCCGGGGCGUCAUAAUCUCGCUGAAAUGUAUAUUUUCACAGAUCUCGUACUUACUUCACUCUUGCUAACUUGCGCCAUAGUUAAGUAG